AUGAGUAGCGUCGCAGGAAGGCCCGAGCUUUUCAAGAUGGAGCGGCAGACGGAUACGGAUGCUCUGUCCAUCUCGCAACCGCAAGAAGACGUGGACUCUGAGCUAGAUGCUCACGAUGAGAUUUGUACAAACUUGAUCCGGCACGCCACCAUCCUGGACUCGGAGAGGCGCGAUCUCCUUCUCUCACCUCAGACUACGCAGACUUUGAGCGAGUCUACUUAUAUCGUGACCGACGAAAUUCCAGGAAAUGAUAACGCGCACAUGAGAGACUUAGAAUGCAUGCUCUCCAGCAUGGAGAAGUCGCGUGUUGCUUUGACCCGCCGCGUCAACCAGCUGGAGCGGAGCAAUGACGAAUUGAGCCUCCGCUGUGAGACCCUGCAACACGAUCUGCAGCGUGCGCUGACUCGCCGCACGCUGACUCAGGAUGUACAAUCCCUAGUCGACAGCCUUGCGGAAGCACUCGAGUGCAAGCUUUGCUACUGUGUGACGAAGGACCUUCACACGCUGGGUUGUGGGCAUACCUUCUGUAGCCAGUGUCUUACGGGCUGGUUCGGUGCCUUACGCGACCAGUUCCUUGAAAGGUUCCCUGAUUGGAACGGAUACCACCGCCCGUACGGGAGCGACGAGGAAGCGGGCCCCACAUAUACAUGCCCGGGAUGCCGCGACAUUUAUAUGUUCAGCGCUUGCUUGCGGCCGUCCUUCAAGUUGGUGGAUGUGAUUGGGAUUGUUGAGGGCAACACUGAUCUCGUCGAUCGGUCCGUUCCUGCAGCUGCCUGGGCGAACUUUUGUCGGUACGAUUUCAUGCAUACCAGAACCUAG
Molecule: messenger RNA, 819 nt
Organism: Peniophora sp. CBMAI 1063
Lineage: Eukaryota; Fungi; Basidiomycota; Agaricomycetes; Russulales; Peniophoraceae
Source: the annotation of a GenBank genome assembly